Messenger RNA from Nicrophorus vespilloides, 1539 nucleotides. RefSeq names its product synaptic vesicle glycoprotein 2B-like. The transcript has 3 exons. The record is from RefSeq and is a predicted model, not a curated record. Gene Ontology annotation, biological process: transmembrane transport. The coding region runs from base 1 to 1539 and encodes 512 amino acids. Lineage: Eukaryota; Metazoa; Arthropoda; Insecta; Coleoptera; Silphidae. Gene Ontology annotation, molecular function: transmembrane transporter activity.
AUGAGUCUAAAAAACGUGUAUCUGCCGAAAAGCUUCAUAGAAAAGGGCAACGACUUUAAGAGCGUAGAUUUAGAUACUGCAUUAGAGUUAGCAGGAUAUGGAAAGUUCCAUUAUAAAAUAAUUGCGAUUAGUGCAAUCUGCUUGUUAACGAACGGAUUCCAAAACGGUCUUCCAUCGUACGUGUUUCCAUCGGCCGAAAAAUCCUUGAAAAUAACUUCUGUGCAAAUUGGCUUCUUGAACGUAGCCUUUCAACUUGGCGGUAUUUCCAGUGCUUUCCUUUGGGGAUCUUUGGCCGAUUCCUAUGGUCGCAGAAAAAUCCUUAUUAUAACAUUAAUCAGCGAUUUUCUUGUAACAACAAUAUGGUCCUGCAUCUCCGAUUAUCGCGUGCUGAUCUUUUGCAGAUUCAGCAACGGUUUCUUAAUCGGAGCUCCAGGAACUAUAGUUUUUAACUACUUAGCUGAAUUCCACGCGGCAAAAAUUCGUUCUAAGAGUGUUUGCUAUUUGGGAGCGGCUUUCACCUUGUCCUGGCCUUUGCUUCCUACAAUAGCAUACUUCAUUCUGCCAUUAGAUCUUCAAUUCGAGUCGUGGCGUGUAUUUGUUUUCCUGCUAGCAAUACCAGAGUUGUUAACCGGUUUAUGGUUGAUUCGAAUGCCGGAAACUCCAAGGUAUUUGGUGAACACGGGUCAAACGGAAGAAGCUCUGAUUGUUUUGAAAGCAAUGCAUUGGGACAACCGCAGAUCUGACUUUGCUAUCAACUGUUUGAGGAGCGAGAGCGAAGUGAAUGCUUGCGGUAAACUUUCGGUCAUAUUUAAGAAUAUGUUGAAGCAGAUGAGAAGACUUUUUCGAUCGCAGACCGCCAGCUUGACCGUUUUGAUAAGUUGCAUAAUGUUUUGCAAUAUGUUUAGUUACAUUGGUUUGGGAUUGUGGCUUCCUGAAUUGUUUCUGCGUUUUCAAUAUUUUGAAGCGAAUUUUCCGAAUGAUACUUUUACGGUGAAGGAUUUGGCUUCGAUGGUAAUUGAUGAAGAUAAGGUGUUUGAUUUUAAGCUGUUCGAAAGCACAUUGAUGAUCGGUACUUGUUGCGUGAUGGGUAACUUGAUGUCUGGUUAUAUGAAUGGGAAAGUUUCUCAGAGGUUGGUGCCUGUGCUGACGAUGGCUUUGGGAGCAAUAGCUUCUGGUAGCAUCUACUUUUUAAGAUCUUCUUGGGAAAAUUUGCUGGUAGCAUGUCUAUUCCAAGGGGCUAUGGCCACAGGAAACGUGGCUAUAGGUAGUGUCGCUGUUGAAUUGAUUCCAAGCAGUGUAGCCGCUGUAGGGCUGUGCUUUGUUAUCUUAUUCGGAAGAAUUGGUGCUAUGGUUAGCAAUUUGAUAUUUGGAUUGUUCAUGGAUACAAGAUGUGAGCUGCCGAUAUUUCUUGUGUCCGGGGCAUUGCUUUUAGGCACGUUUUUAUGCUUAUUUAUACCGGGUAGAAAUAAAAAGGUGACGUGGCUGGGAAGCAACAAGUUGCACAUCGACAUCGCUGUUAUAUCGGAGGACAAUGUGUAG